Molecule: messenger RNA, 196 nt
Organism: Lobosporangium transversale
Lineage: Eukaryota; Fungi; Mortierellomycota; Mortierellomycetes; Mortierellales; Mortierellaceae
Exons: 1
Source: RefSeq, a predicted model, not a curated record
AAUGCCAAUGCCAAUGCCUGCCCCCGUUGCUUUCACAGCAAACACUUCACCUGUAAUGACACCAAAAGGACCCGGUGCUCCCCUUCCUCCUAGCAUUAAGCUAUCUCGUCCUCAGGAUGGACAGGAGAUGAACCUUGUGGUCGAUGAUUUUGAAGUUAAUGAGGAGAGCCAUCACCAUGGCCAGCAACAUUAAGCA